AUGGAAGUAACCGGCCUUACCCUCGGGGCCGUGACCCUAGUCAGCUUAUUCAAACACUGCGUCGACCUCUUUUCUAUGAUCACAGCAGCUCGUGACCUGGGAAAAGAUGCCGCCAUUCUAGAUACGAAGCUCGAUGUUGAGAAGAUGCUUUUCCUCCAGUGGUCUGACCGGGUCGGACUGUUGAAGCAAGACUCCACUCUGUUAUGCAAUCCGGAUACUCGGCAACUCAUCUCACGUGUGCUGAAAAGCAUCAAAGCUCUGUUGAGCGAAGGCCAGGCUCUACAAAGAGACUAUGGUCUCAAACGAAUCGAUGAGUCUGCCGAGUCAACUACGGGCUACCAAGGCGCCAGCUCAGUUCGAUUCAGGAAAUUCCUCAAACAGUUUGAAGAGCUAAAAAUCAAAUCAGACGCUGACCGGCACGGUAGCUUUAAAGUUAGCAAGCAGUUCCGCUGGAUCACCGUCGAUAAGGAAAAGUUCAACUCGCUCAUCGACCACCUCUCAUAUUUCAAUACAUCCCUGAAUAAUCUUAUUCCAACGUCGUCAGAAGCAGCUGCCUCCAAAAAUGACUUGUCCAACAUCAAAGACCUUGCUGAACUUGACUUGGUCAUCGAAGUAACAUCAAAUACGAGACCGAGCGUCAGUGAGGCUGCUGUGGCUGCUAAGUCUGCAAUCAUCUCGUCCCGAAUUGUCCGCUCCCUCUGGUUCCGCUGGUAUGACUACCGAAGGAUGAAUAUCAAGAGUCCUCACUUCAAAACUCUACAGUGGGCUCUUGACCCACCCAGCGAAUAUCUUCAGUGGGAUGAUCUCAACACUUGGUUACAGAGCGCGUCUGGUCUAUACUGGCUCUCUGGAAAGGCUGGAAGUGGCAAGUCGACUCUGAUGAAGUACCUUCAUCAGCAUGUUAAUCUCGGCAAGCUUCUUUUCUACGCCCUUGGGAAACCGGAACAAAAGUCACAAUCUGGGCUCCUACGUAGCCUGCUCUAUCAGAUCUUGCAUUAUGACCCAAGUGCUACUGAGCACGCUCUUUCGCACAUGUGGCGAGAAGCGUGCUACAAUCAGAGUUCUCCCGAACUCGAGGUCCCGUCCAUUGACGAAAUGGCCACUGCUGUGAAUGUUCUCUGUUCAACGCUCCAUGCUGACAAGAAGAUAUUUCUGUUGAUAUAUGGUGUCGAUGAAUAUGAAGGAAAGGAUCUCGAUAUUGCAAGAUUCAUCAGCGAGCUUGAAUCGUUCCCAAAUCUCAAGAUUCUAAUGAACCUACAGGACUUGACGAAACGCGAUGUCGCUAUGUAUAUUCAAGAUACCGUGGCUUCCCAUCCAUAUAUUAGAUCAGCGUCUCACUUCCCGGUCGAUGAAAUCACUCAAAAGUUUGCACAAAAGGCAUCCGGCGUCUUUCUUUGGGUUAUUCUUGCUUGCCGAUCUGUUGUCGAAGGUUGCGAUGACUUUUGUACCAUAACUGAGCUCGAGGCCAGAGUUGACGAAUUGCCCAAGGAACUUGAGGAUCUCAUCGAGCAUAUGCUUGAGAGCAUCGAUCCAAGGUAG
Fusarium tjaetaba is the source of this 1539-nucleotide messenger RNA. RefSeq lists its product as uncharacterized. The record is from RefSeq and is a predicted model, not a curated record. The coding region runs from base 1 to 1539 and encodes 512 amino acids. Lineage: Eukaryota; Fungi; Ascomycota; Sordariomycetes; Hypocreales; Nectriaceae. The transcript is spliced from 3 exons.